This is a messenger RNA of Clunio marinus, 7163 nucleotides long. NCBI's taxonomy places the organism in Eukaryota, Metazoa, Arthropoda, Insecta, Diptera, Chironomidae. The record is from the annotation of a GenBank genome assembly.
GACAAGCUUCGCGUUGGCGAAGAAGAAACGAAUUUCAAGAAUUCGUGAUUCAUGAAAUUCGUCAAAACAAGUUCUUAAGAUGUCUGGAGACCGCGAAAUAUUAGCAGAAAUUCAUCUUAAUCAUCCAGCGGCACCUGAACAUCAUGUGGUUUGCAUUUGUACACGAAUAUUCCUAAAAAAUGUUUUUUACGUUUACGCAUCAACCCUCGGCACUGAAGAUGCAAGCGAAGCAGAUGAUGUGUUCAAUGAAACAGCAGAACUUCAUGUUUUUCGAGAGAAAGUAAAGUCUUCGCAUGAUAACGAGGCUGAUAAUGACGCAAAUAGCUGUUAUUAUAGUGCAUCACACACAGAACACACGGACACUUAUUACAGCACAGACGAGCAUGAAGUAUUGCAACACACGAAACUCCAUUCAAGUGACUCGGGGGCAGAUUUGUCUGAGAAAAAUAUGCUAGAAAAGCAUAUGGAGAGUAUAAGUGAUGAAUAUCAUCGAAGGAAUUCAAAACAACACCAAGACGAGGAAGACAUAAGUCGAGAAUAUCAUCACGAAAGAAACAACAGCCUUCCAGAACUAUUCAACGACGAUGCUCAUGUUAUCGGUUGGGAAAAAUAUUGGGCGAAAAAUGGUGAACGAUUAAUUUGGCAAACGUGGAUUGAAAAGUACAUUGAUUAUAUAAAUCCUGACUUUCUGAGUGGAAUGCCACCACUUGAAGGUGAACCAUCAUCCGCUGAAGGUGCAGCAUCUUUCUCAUUCGAACCAAAGGACGUUUCCAUGAUGGAAAACUCUCAAAAUAACACAGAAAUUGUAGUCUCACCGCCAGGUCGUUUAUCAAACGAUGAUUUAUUAGGAAAUGGCUGGAAUCCUUUGUCACCAGCUAGCACUGUCAAUACUCAAAGACGUCGCUAUGACAACGAAAACCUUCUAAGUCCACGAUGUGAAUCAGUUAAUUCUAGCAUUCCACUCACCAUCGGCACAACAGUCACCGAUUCAAUGACCAAUGUAACACGAAUGACAAUCUCAAGCUUUGAUUUUGGCAGCAGUCAUGUUUCUUCUGAAUCAACACCACUCACAACUCCUACAGAUAGUAACUCAGUCAGCUCAUUUUCUGAGAGUGAAGAGAGCGAUAAUCCCCUUACAACAAGAUUUUCAGCUGAUUGUGAUAAGUUAUUGACGACAAAGCAUAAUAAAGAAGAAGAAGAAAAAGGAGAUGACGUACCUCCGCCCACUGGAAAUGAUUCCGAAGAAAGUUGGCAAAAACGUUGGCAAAGUCAUGCACAAGAACAAUAUGUGAAACAUUACAAUGAGUUUAUGGAAGCUCAUCGAAUGCUUCAGCAAGAGAUGUGCAGUAGUUUUAAAUCAGAUACUGGUUUCCUACCUGGUGAGAACAGUGGAAAAUUCAACAAGCAAAGACGAAAGCGUUCAAGUCGUAAAAAGAAUUCUGAGUCGCUUCAUCGACUUGUAGCUAAUCUAAAUUUGAAAACUGAUUUAGCCAAAUUUAUUCAACCUCAUGACGGUAAAGCUGAAGAAGUUGUUGAUGGAAAUGAUCGUCCAGAUCCAUCGCAUAGUGAUUCAACAGUUGUUGAUACAACUGAGACAUCAGUCAUGGAAUCUCUUGGAUUACCAACAUCAUUUGGUAAGUCGUCUAAAGCUAAUAAAGCUGGUGGUGAUGAUGAUGAAGAUCCGCCAGAAGAUCGACCAAUAACAACAUUAAAACGAAGUCAUGAAAGUGAUACAGAAGAACCAAAUGUUGAUCGUAUUAAAUCUCAUUUUGAGCUCAUGGGAUUUGCUUUUGCUGAACAGAAUCUAAGUGAAGGAGCAGUUACCGCUGGCGAGAUAAUUUAUCGUAAGAAGCAUGUGAGAUUACAUAAUCGGAUGUUGAAAAUGAUGCCAUCAGCAGCUGUAAAGCCAAAGCAUACAUAUUUUGAUGAAGAUGGUAAUGAAGUGAAUGAAGGAAGUCAAGAUAAUGAGAUGAUACUUCACACAUCGUCAGAUGAAGAUGGUCCACAUAUUCCUCCUGCCUCUCGCAUUAAUCUUCCCUUCACCAGUCAAUUAUCAAGUGAUGCAAAUCCAAGUGAAGAAAAUGAACCAAAAACUGAAGUUGUGAACAUAAAUUUAUCAAUUGAUCAGGAAAACGAGCCAAAUUGUGUUGAAGAAAAUGUCGAAGUGAAUGAGAUUCAAAGCCAGGAUCGUCAAACACAAGGAAAGAAAGAAAAGAAAAAGAAACGCAAAGGAAAGUUUCAGUCGAGUAUUCCUAUUGAAAUUGCCAAUGAUAGAACAUUGAAGAAGUUUUGGUAUAAAAGAUUUUCUUUGUUUUCAAUGUUCGAUUAUGGAAUAAGAUUGGAUCGAGAGAGUUGGUUCUCAGUAACUCCAGAAAAAGUCGCAAGUUUCACUGCUGAAAGAUGUAAAUGUGACAUAAUUAUUGACGCAUUUUGUGGUGUAGGCGGCAAUAGCAUUCAAUUUGCAAAAACGUGCAAUCGAGUAAUUGCAAUUGAUAUUGAUCCGAAGAAAAUUGAAAUGGCUCGACAUAAUGCAACGAUUUACGGUGUUCAAGAUAAAAUUGAAUUUAUAAUCGGAAAUUAUUUUGAUUUGAUUGAACAUCUUAAGGCUGAUGUUGUGUUUCUAAGUCCCCCAUGGGGUGGUCCCGACUACAUGCGUAAAGACAGCGUUUAUAACUUGGAGGAAUCACUUCAACCAGUUCCAGCUUCAAAACUUUUGGAAGAGACGAGAAAGAUGACAAAGAACAUUGCUGUGUACUUACCAAGAAAUUCUAAUUGUAAGCAGCUCGCUUUCCUUGCCGGUCCUGGAAAUGCUGUUGAAAUUGAACAAAAUUUUCUCGAUCGAAAAUUGAUCGCAUUAACGGCAUAUUACGGUGACUUGAAAAACAUGGAUAACAACAAAACUGAUGAGAUUACAAUUCAAAUCAGUUGCAAAUAUUCGAUAGACAAUCACAGAAAUGGAUAUUUUGAUCUCACAAACGAAGCCAAAUUAGAAAAUUUCAACAAUCAAUUACAAUUUGAGGAGAGCGAAUCAGCUGACUUAAUUUUCAACAGAACUGUCGAGGAAUUCAAUCUUGCGAGGCUUUAUCUGAGCGGUUAUGAUGUGACACUCCUUAAAUAUGGUAAAAAGAAUGUGUUUUAUGAAGGUGUUGAGAAUCGAAAUGAUGAUAAGACUGAAGACAACAAAUCAUCUUCUGAAGAUUCCGAUGACAGUGAAAAUGAUUCAGAAUUCGAUGGUGGAAUUGUUCAAAAGUUCAUAAGAACAAUAUUUGAAGAUCUCGUGAGCUUAAAAGACCUUAACUACAUUUUCAGUGUUGGUUGGACGGAAAUCAAUGAACAAAAUCAACUUUUAGAUUUACUUAACGGAAAUGGUUUAGUGCAAUGCUUCUCAAUGCCACAAUUGUUAGAAGCAUUAAGUGUUGGUCUGAGUAAUCGAAGUAAUGGAAACAGUCAUAACAUUCUAUCGAUUGUAUUAGAACAACAACACAUUCAUCCAGUAACAAGAAUACCACAGAAUAAGCUUUCGACAGCAAAUUUUUGCGAUUUGAAUCAUGGAACCAAUAGAACUGCUUUGCAAAACUUCAUCACAGAACCGAGAGAAUUGCCAAUGAAUUUUUACAAUCAACCACCGCCACAACUUCCUCCAUACGCUUAUAUGAUACCAACCAAUAAUGGAAAUUAUUUUUCACCACCUCCUGUUCCACCUGAAUUUGGAUUCUUCAACAGCAACAUGCCGAGAAGUAAUCUCGAUCCAUCAACUUGUCUUGCACAGCAACAAAGUAGUAAACUAUUAAAAAAUGCAGAAAUUCUUUUCUCGAAAUUGAAUCUCAAUGAGAUGAACGAAGCACAACGUAAAGAAAUUCAAGAAUGGAUGUAUUUGAAAACAGAAUGUGAUACUUUUAUGCCAUCGCCAGGAGGAGUUGAAUUGCCACCUUCAUAUUUUGGCAACCCAUUCAUGAAUCCAUCUAAUGUUGGAGCUCAGCAAGAGCAAUCACAACAACCAAAUACACUUUUGCCAAUCAUUGAAAUGGAUGAAACAAAUGAUCCCGAUGAAGACGAAACAAACGACAAUGAGUCAGAAAGUGGAAGUUACAUCGACAUCAAUGAUGAAACGAAUGAUCUCUUUGCAAAGAUAUCAGAUAAGAUGACGAUAUUUCAAGCGAAAACUGAUGAACUCGUUCAACAGAAAAACGACGAAUAUUUUCUGAACAAUCCAAUUGCUUUGAGCAGUGGAAAAUCAGAUAUUAAAGAAAGUUUAGACGAAGCUGUUGGUGGAAUUGAUUUGAAAAUUUCAACAAGCACUUCUAUGAGUGGACAACAGUAUAUUGAAAAAUCAGGAAGAAGAAGAUCAAUUCGUGACAAUAAUGUAUUGAAUAUCGAUGAAUUGAAUUUGAUAAGAAAAGCGGCAGCUGGAAAUUCAAAAGAAACAGAAAAUGAAGAGAAAAACGUAGCAAAACAUUUGAGUGAGUUGGAAAAGUUGAGAUGUUCACUUAAGAAAUCAUCAGCAUCGAUAGAAGCGAUGAAUAUGCAAAUUAAAGAACUUGAAAAAACUAUAACAUUGAAAAAGAAUUUAAUAAUUGAUUUGGAAAAGAAUAACAAGACUCGAAUGACGGCGAAAUCGAAUUGCAACAAGAAGAGAACAAAGUAUGAGAAGAAAUUGAAAAACACACAAGAAGAGCUGGGACGUGCUAUAUUGAAGCGUAAAGGUGCUGAUGAAAUUCAAAGAUUAAAAGACUUGACGACCAAGUUCAAAGAAAAGCUUUCUGACUUAACAAAGAUACAUAAAAUCACUGCAGAACCUUCUCUCACUAAAGAAACGGAAUCUCUAAAGGAUUUGAAGAAGCAACUCGACCACAUCACAAAAGCUUUGAAGGACGAAAUAAAAACGAGAGAGUCACUUGAAAAAGCCAUUAGUGAUAAAGUUAGAAUAAUUGAAACAGAAACUGGUGACAACAAUAAUAAAGUUGUUGCAGUUUCACCUUCGUUGUCAUCUGGAGCUGGAGUGAAAGUUGUCGAUCGAAUGAAAAUUCGUGAUGUUAAUGCAAGGAUUUCUCAUCUUACUGAGAUACUUAAAGAGAAAUCGUCAAAUCUUGAUAACAAAGAUGAUAAGAAAAGGGAAUCGCUUCGUUGUGAAAUCAGAAACUUAAGAAAAACACGCGACGAUCUUCUCGAACAUUUGAUUAUUUUAAUGAAGAAGCUGAAGAAAGAGAAGAGUCUCUCGUCGAGGGAAGAAAGACGAAUGUUGGUGUAUGACGAGUCAAUCAAUGCAAUUGAUGAUGUUAUUGAGACGAAAAAUGAAAUUAUUUGUGGUCACAAAUCAAUUGACACUGACGAACGAUUAGAACGCGAGAAAGGAGAACAAUUGUUAAUGGCGCGACUUAACAAGCUUUCAGAAGAAGAAAUGAGAAUUUUACUGUACAAAUAUUUCAUGAAAGUUAUUGACCUGAAAGAUUCUUGCAAGAAAUUAGAGCAGAAUGUUGAACAUCUUGAACGUCAACAAAAGGAAUCUGAAUGGCGUGAAUCAAUUUUGAAGAAUGCAAUUCAACAAGCGCGACUUGAAAGCAAACGAAAUCUUGCGUUACAGCAAGCAAGUCAUCAAAUGAAAUUAAAUCCUUUCUUGCGUCACUUUGCUAGUGAAACAGCAAAUUCCAGCAUGAAUGAAAGUAGCUUCGAUACAAGCUCAAAUUCAGGGGCAGCUGCUUUGCCAAACUAUGAAGAAUUAAACAUCAUGAAAGCGACAAAGUCCCGACAUCAGUAUCAUCAACAACAAAUUCAUCACCAAACAGAAAUCGACCCAAAUUUCAAGAAGAACCUUUUCACGAAAUUUAUGUUCACUGGCUUUCAACAAGGUCCAUCGUCAGCAGUCGCAAUGGCUAACAAGGACACUGCUGCUGUUAUGAUUCCUCAAGGAAAUCUAAAACAAUUGAAAGAGAAGAAACCAGCGACAGUUGCGCAGAAGCUUACAAGGGAAUAUGUUAACAGAAUUACUACGAAGCAUCAGUGCCGUAGACACAUAAUGGAUCAAUCUUCAACACAUUUAGUGAACUUUCGUCUGGUUUAUGUUGUGACUCAAUUGAUAGGAUUCACAGUUUUGGUUUUGAUACUUUCAUGGAUUGGACUUCAUCUUGAAGGGUUUGGUUGGGAUUAUGAAAAGCCGAAAAUUCUCUUCAAUUGGCAUCCAAUGUGCAUGACUAUUGGGAUGUUGUUCUUGUAUGGAAACUCGAUUCUUAUUUAUCGUGGAUUUCGAUAUGGACGAAAACGUAACUUGAAGAUAACGCAUGCCUCAAUUCACGCAUUUGCUUUCAUCUUUACGGUUUAUGGACUUGUGGCAGCGUUUAAUUCCCAUAACUACGCUACACCAAAGAUUCCAAAUUUGUAUUCGAUACAUUCGUGGAUUGGACUGAUAUCUGUAAUCAUUUUUGCUAUGCAAUAUGUAGCCGGUUUUGUGUCCUUUUUAUUCCCAAUGAUGAAGGAACCGUUCAAAAUCUUCUACAUGCCAAUUCACAUAUUUUUUGGACUGUUAGGAUUUGUGUUGGCAGUUGCUGCGUGCUUGUUGGGAAUUUCUGAGAAAGCAUUCUUUAUGAUGCCCAAGGGGGAAUACGGAAAUAUGCCAAGUCAAGCUUAUCUUGUUAAUGUCGUCUCUCUUUUAAUUGGAGUCUACGGAACAUUGGUGGUUUACUUAGUAACCGAACCGUCUUACAAGAGAGAACCUUUACCAGAAGAUACGAUGUUGUUGACAGGAAGCUCAGAAUAAAUUUCUUAAUCUGAACAUAAAUCAUCUUUCUGUUGUGAAUCAUCAGCCAACUUUUUUUUUUUAUUUUUGAAGCACAACAGAAAUUCUUGCCAAAGUUUUGCACAAAUUAUUAAUGGAAGAUGAGCUCAUCUAUUUAUUAUAUCCAUUAUUGAUAUUUAAGAUUGUUUUGUUUUUGAAGAAUUUUAUUAGUGUAUUUAUAUAAAUUUUUAAACUAAUAUUAUGUAAAAUAAGUAACCAAAAAGAUUAUCCUGAUAAAAUAUUUUUGAAAUAAAUGUUUAUUUAUUCAUAAUCUUACUCAUCCAAAUAGAUUGAAUUUGCAUAUUUUAUGAAUAAUGAGCUGACUUAAUGAAAUGAGAACAUACAUAAUUAAUUUGAUUAUGAGUUUUGUAUUCAUUUGCAAUAACGAUCUGCU